Filobasidium floriforme is the source of this 1487-nucleotide messenger RNA. RefSeq lists its product as uncharacterized. NCBI's taxonomy places the organism in Eukaryota, Fungi, Basidiomycota, Tremellomycetes, Filobasidiales, Filobasidiaceae. The transcript is spliced from 9 exons. The record is from RefSeq and is a predicted model, not a curated record. Bases 1 to 1152 code for a protein of 383 amino acids.
AUGUCCGCCCCGAACCCCCCCGAGGACAAGGUCAACACGAACCCUGCGACUCCCCUCAAGCCCGACGUCAGUUCCCGCAUUGCGAAACUCAAAGGUCACGUCAAGCCCACGGCCUUUAACACCCCCGUCCGCCAGGGGAUGCUCGAAAAUGAAAUUGUCACGAAGAAGGCAGGUUAUUGGAACGGAUUGGGAGAUCCUCCUGGAGAGAAGGUGUCCAAGAAGGACGUCAAGACGGGCCUCGUUGACAAGAGGAUGCAAUCUAUGAAGAUACAUCAUGUCUCGCUGACGAUAUAUGGGUCGCUGUCUCGACCUUCUGUCUCGCCGAUCUCUGACCGCUCAGUCCAUGAUAUCUCUGCCAAACCUAUCGGCGACAACUUUAUCGAUCUCCCGCCGCUGCCUCAACCUGUCAACCUCCUUCUGCGUCUCAUGGAGCUGAGCCAACAACUCUUCUCUAAUCUCCGCGUCUACUAUAGGUUUGGCUCGUACCGCUUCCACCAAGGUGGUUAUGACAUCCCUUUGAUGGUUAUUGCAUUCGCUACCCCCGAUACAGCUACCGAAUAUGACCGAUACCUCGAAAAAAGCCAGAUUGCUGUUGAUGGUCAGGAACACCCAGCCCACGCCAUCGAGCAGUGGGCAGUACUUGGCGAUAUGUCUUCGGCAGUGCCUAGCGGGUUUCGGCUGGGAGGACGUAUCGAACAUGUAGUUGGCGAUACUUACAUGCUCGACGCGGUCGGUCACGUUGUGCCGUAUGCCUGGAGCGUCUUGGCCACAGCGUUGGGGCCUCCCAGUCCGAUCAUUGCCGGCAAAUCGCCCGAGUCCAGGGAAGCCACUACGAUUCCGGAAAAUCCUUUAGACACGCCCGCUAGCACAGUCCAACACAGAGGCCUCACUUUCCUCAAUAGCUGGCAAAGCGCAUUUGAGGUACCGAAAUGCGGUGAUCCACGAUCCAAGGCACAAGCGUCGAUAUCCGUCUUGAGGAAGGACGGACGCUCCGCCGCAAGCAGCCAAGCAAUGAAGCGCGGCGACCUCAGUGCUACUGAGCAAGCAACAUCAGAUUCGCCGACGCAGACGGCCUCUCUUUCGACGACCGUACCCUAUUUUCCAGAGGCGAGUGGAUACGUCCUGACAACCAAUGAGCCUCGUGAAAACUGAAUCAGGACUUUUGCGUUGGACAGAAUGAGACCCGACGCGCCAGACCCGGAUCGCUUUCCCAAUACAUGGGCAUCAUCGACUUUACGCACCCAGGCGAUGUCGGUUCGAUCCAAACAUCAAACGAGGCGAAAUCUUGAGUCAAGCUACUCUCGAAGGCAAGGGAAGGGAGGAUACAGAUGUGCUUGGGAAGAAUCGAGAGCAGGCUUAGGAGAUCCGGUCGGAAGUAUCAGUUGACUGGUUUUCAGCAAGCCCGACCGAUGUUUUAUGGAAGUACAUCGCGAGAAGGAUCGCGUGUGGGUGAACGCGAUGGCUUUCACUGAACUUCAUGGGAAAUC